Molecule: messenger RNA, 2852 nt
Organism: Heterocephalus glaber (naked mole-rat)
Lineage: Eukaryota; Metazoa; Chordata; Mammalia; Rodentia; Bathyergidae
Source: RefSeq, a predicted model, not a curated record
AUAACAAAAAGUAGAAAAUGUUUUUAAAAGACUGAGUCAAAGAAAAAAAUCCCUUUGUUUUUAAACAAAUGGUUUCUUUACAAGAUCUGCAUCCAUCUAGUCAUGAUUUUUCCCAUCUAGAUUUAGGGCUUAUGGUUUUUGAGGUGCCCCCUCCGCACCAAAUGCCCGUCUAUCCUUUCACCUCAAAUUGUGGUCAUUGUCCAAGGCAAGAAUGAAAAACGUGAUCAGACCUCUGGUCUUUGCUGAUGUUGGUCAUGGGGGGCAGUUCAAAUGGUCUGUUAGACUUAACGUUCAUAGUCAUGGGGUCUUUUGCUCCCUUCUCUCCCUGGGCUUUGUCCUCAUCUAGGCUCAGGUUGUUUGGUUAGUCCUGACUUCUGCUGCCCCAUGUGAAAGUGAAGCAAAAUGUAGACUCAACUUGGAGUUAAUAGAUAGUCUCACCCUGUGUGGGCCUGCCUGCUCAUGUCAGAGAGGGCUAUCACAGUUCCAACAUAGGCCUGCCAGCUCAUGUCCCUGCUUGAAAUGGGGGAGGGACACUGUGGAUCCUAGAAGCAGGCUUUUAAUAUAUCUUUUUGGGGGAAAUCAAUUGUAUAGUGAAUAAUAAAAUAAUGAAAAUAUGUCAUUAGUCAAUCUGAACAUCUUAUUGAGAGCUAAAAAACCUUGUUACUUAGAUUUUAGAGCAAAAGCCUUGAUUCUGGGUUGCCAAACAGACGAGGCUUGUCUACCCACCCAGUAAUACCAGUCAAGGAGAGGAGCAUUGGUGAAGGCCAGGAAAGGAGUUUUAAUCAGCAUGGUCACGAUGAGAAGCACAUAGAAAUAGAUUCAAGAUCUAUCUUGGAGGGGCUGACAGAAGCUUUGGGGUUUUAUAGAAAAGGAGAAUAAAGGCAAGGAUUAGGGGUGUACAUAGGGGCUGUUUGUAUAGCUGGCAAUGUAGGUAAUCCAAUCAAGUCUGGUAUGAUAGAUUAGUAUCUCAAGACUGGUUCUUGAGGAAGGUUUUGUGAGCCAUCAUCACUUGAAAGGGCAGUUUGGUUCCCAUCGUGAGAUGAUAGGUUCUGCUCUGAGGGCAUCAUCAGUUCUCAUCAUGGGGUAAUUGUUACUGCUUGGGGGGUGAAUUCAUCCUGGGGUGGUCAGCAAGGUUCUGCUUUCUCCAUAAUCCAAGGUGAUUUUAGGUUUAGGACAAUGGCUGGAGACUUCUAGGCAUAGUUCUGGAGAUCUAGAACUGGAUGUUGUUUGGUUUUUUGUUUUUGUUUUUGUCUUUUUGGUACCAGGGAUCGAACUUGGGACCUUGCGCUUGCAAGGCAGGCACCGGAACCACUGAGCUAAAUCCCCAGCCCUAGAACUGGAUAUUGUAAAAGCUGGAAAUUAGAUGUCCCUGAAAAUUCUGAAAAUUACCAAUCAUGGAAGAGAAAACAAGUUGAGAGUCAGUAUUCAGGUCCCAAACCUGAAAGUUAUCCUCAGUCCUGUUACAGGAAGUGAGAGACUGCUUUUGCUAAAAAGUGCUGACUUUUCAUUUGGACCUGUAAAUAUCUGCUACAAGCUUGUCAGUCGACACGUGAAAAACAACCUGAUCUGUGGUGGGAAAUAGCAACCCUGCCAAAUAUACCUGCUUGCCGGGGACAGAGGAUGUGAUGGAGCUGCUUGAAGAAGACCUCACGUGUCCAAUUUGCUGCAGUCUAUUUGAUGAUCCUCGAGUUUUGCCUUGCUCACACAACUUCUGCAAAAAAUGCCUAGAAGGUCUUCUAGAAGGGAAUGUGCGGAAUUCUUUGUGGAGACCAUCUCCAUUCAAGUGCCCUACAUGCCGUAAAGAAACUUCAGCUACAGGAGUUAACAGCCUGCAAGUUAAUUACUCCCUGAAGGGUAUUGUGGAAAAAUACAACAAAAUCAAGAUCUCCCCCAAAAUGCCAGUGUGCAAAGGACACUUAGGGCAGCCUCUCAACAUUUUUUGCUUAACUGAUAUGCAGCUGAUUUGUGGGAUCUGUGCAACUCGAGGUGACCACACCAAGCAUGUCUUCUGUUCUAUUGAAGAUGCCUAUGUUCAGGAAAGGGAUGCCUUUGAGUCCCUCUUCCAGAGUUUUGAGACCUGGCGUCGGGGAGAUGCUCUUUCUCGUUUAGAUACCUUGGAAACUAGCAAGAGGAAAUCCCUACAGCUACUGACUAAAGAUUCUGAUAAAGUGAAGGAGUUUUUUGAGAAAUUACAACACACAUUAGAUCAAAAAAAAAAUGAAAUCCUGUCUGACUUUGAGACCAUGAAACUUACAGUUAUGCAAGCAUAUGACCCAGAGAUCAACAAACUCAACACAAUCUUGCAAGAGCAACGAAUGGCCUAUAACAUUGCUGAGGCUUUCAAAGACGUGUCAGAACCCAUCAUAUUUCUACAACAGAUGCAGGAGUUCAGGGAGAAAAUCAAAGUAAUCAAGGAAACUCCCUUACCCCCCUCUAAUUUGCCCACAAGCCCUUUUAUGAAAAACUUCGAUACCAGUCAGUGGGAGGAUAUAAAACUAGUAGAUGUGGACAAACUUUCUUUGCCUCAAGACACUGGCACAUUGAUUAGCAAGAUUCCCUGGAGCUUCUGUCUGUUACUUGUAGUCCUUCUGCUUGGCCUCAUAUUCUUUGGCUCUGCCAUAUUCCUAGAAUGGUCUUUGUUUGAUGAAUUGUCAACAUGGAAAGACUAUCUUUCAAACUUCAGUUCUUAUCUGACUAAAACAGCUGAUUUUGUAGAACAAUCAGUUUUUUACUGGGAACAAAUGAUAGAUGGGUUUUUCAUUUUCAGUGAAAGCGUCAAGAAUUUUACUCUGGUGGUGCUGAAUAAUGUGGCAGAAUUUGUGUGCAAAUAUAAACUAUUAUAAAAAUCUCAA